GUGGCGCGGGGUGUCUGCGGUCCUGUCUGUUUCUGCUCAGCGCGUAGAGCGGAGGGAGCAUGGCCGAUUCUUCUUUUUUGGCUCCCCCUUGGGAGUUCCAUUUGCCUCUGUCUGCCGCCGACUUGCUUCGCAGCGCAGGUCCCUCGCAAUACGUGGUUCAGGAGGUACUGUCCCUCGAACAGCUCCCAGGGCUACUGGCAGCAUUUCGGGCAGUAUUCCGCACACAAGGAGCUCUUGCUAUCUUGCAGCAUUUUGAUACUUUGUACAGUAUCCUACACCACUUCAGGACGGUGGAUUCCGCUAUUAAAGAAGAUGCUCUGGAAUUGAUGGUGAAAGUUGUGUCCAGUCACUCCAGCACUUUGGCAUCUGUCUUGAGUGAGACUGACCUUGUAUCCUCACUGCGUGCUCUUCACCUGAAUGCUCUCAAAAUGAACUGUUACAUAUUAGUGCAGCUAGCGGAAGCCUUUGAAACAGAGUCUGGAAAGUGCAACCUAGUUGGACUAGAUGCCAAGAAGAAGAGCAAAAAGAGCCAGGCUGGAGGCUUUCUCUGGGAGGAGGAAAGGCAGGCAGUCUUACAGCUGCUCAUGCAGUUACUUCAGCUGGACCUUCAUCAGUUAUGGAAUGGCUUAAUCGUGGAAGAAGAGUUUGUCAGUCUAGUGACUGCCUGUUGUUACCGCAUGCUGGAAAAUCCUAGCAUUGGCCUCCAGAGACAUCGGCCCACACGAGAGGCAGUAAUUCAUCUGCUGGGUGUUGCUCUGCUGCGAUAUGACCAUAUGCUCAGCGCCACUCUAAAGGUCACACAGAUGCUUCAGCACUUUGAGCACGUGGCCCCGGUGUUUGUGGAGGCUGUGAGUGUGUGGAUCAAGGAGUAUGCCAUGAAGAGUAUUGUCGGGGAGUUGCUGAGGGAGAUCGGACAGAAGUGCCCCCAGGAGCUGGCCCGAGAUGCCUCCGGGGCAAAGGGCUACUCUGCCUUUCUCACAGAACUGGCUGAACAGUCGCCCGCCACCGUGCUGGCGAACAUGAGCGUCCUGCUGCAUCACCUGCACGGAGAGAACUAUGGUAUGCGCAUUGCCAUUUUGGCUGCUAUGACAGAGGCACUUCUGCAGGUGCUGAAUGGAGAGCAGCUGGAAGAAACUGCCAAAAACACACGGGAUCAGUUCCUGGGAACCCUGCAAGCACACAUAUGUGAUGUGAAUGGCUUUGUGCGCAGUCGUGUGCUGCAGUUUUUCACUCGAAUCGUGCAACAGAAAGCCCUGCCCUUAACUCAAUUUCAGGCCACUGUGAGCCUGGCAGUGGGCCGGCUGCAGGACAAAUCUGUAACAGUGGUGAAGAAUGCUAUUCAGCUGUUGGCUGCCUUCCUUUCCAACAAUCCUUUCUCCUGUAAGCUGAGCUGCACAGACUUAAUCAAGUUGCUUGAGAAGGAGAGGCAAAAACUACAGGAGAUGAACCGCUGCAGAACCACAGCUGCGGUGGUGAUCUCUCCAGAGGAAGAAUGGGAGGCAAUGCAGCCAGAGCUCCAGGCAACCCUGAGUUCUCUUGGCUCACAGUCGCAGGAAAAUGAGGCGACUGAGCUUGAGUUGGGGGACCCAACAGAGUUAGUCAACAGCAUUGUCCAGCUGUUGAGAAAAUCCAAUUACAAGGAUGCGAUCCGCCUGACGCAAGGAGGUCUACACCAGCUCCAGGGGUUGGAGCCCUUCAGCUGCUCAGGAACAAAGGGUGACGAAGCCAUCACCCUGAGCCUGUUGAGGACGUUUUACUUAGGUUCCCAGACUGAAGGUGGGGUUCAAGAACCCACAAAUAGUACAGAUAAUGCCAGGAGUGAAGAGCAAGCACAAGAAGAGGAAGAGCCACCAGCAGAGUUAGUAAAGCAGGAGAUGCUGGUGCAAUACUUACAGGAUGCCUAUGACUUUUCUGCAAAGAUCACUGAAGCCCUGAGCCUAGUCUUGAAACUGAUGUAUGAAAACUCCGUUUCCGUGGUGCAAGAAACUAUUGAAUUCUUUGUGGUAGUAUCUCAGUUUGGUGUCCCUCAGGCUGUGCUUGGAGUCCGCCGAAUGCUUCCACUCAUAUGGUCCAAGGAACCAGGGAUCAGAGACGCCGUUUUGGAUGCCUACAGAAGGCUCUAUCUGAACCCUAGUGGAGAUUCAGAAAGGACUCGUGCUCAGAACUUGGUGCAGUCUCUCUCCCUCCUGAUGGUAGAUGCUUCGCUGGGGGCUAUCCAAUGUCUUGGAAAAAUCAUCUCAGAGUUUAUGAAAAAGGAUGAAAUUAAACCUAGUGUGGUCCAGCUGCUCUGGGAACGAUUCACAGAGAAAUCGCCGUGUUCAAAGUUGGAACGUCAUGCUGCCAUCAUGCUUCUGGGGAUGAUGGCAAGGGGCAAGCCUGAGAUUGUGGGGAGCAACCUUGAUGUUUUGAUAACAGCAGGGCUAGAUGAGAGAGUGCAUGAAGAUUAUUGCCUUGCUCGGGAAGUGUGUAAUGCGAUCUCCAAUAUUGCCAACAACCAGAAGCUGGAAAAAAGCCAUGCUCCUUUCCGACUUCCACAGUCACACCAGCUGUUUGAAUGCCUGCGCAAGGCCAUAAGUGUGGGCUUUGCUGCGUCAACAGCACACUGGGUCCCCUUCACCGAGACAGCAGUUGCCCUCAUCUAUCGCCUGGCAGAAGGCCCCGAGGAAAUAUGUGCUGAGAUCCUCCAGUGUUGUAGCCAGCAAGCCCUGGAGAAGCUGCAGGAGUCUGGUCAGGUUGAGGCAGAGCCUGGAUCUGAAAUGGCCGGUGACUCGAGCACUAUCGAUACUUUGGUGUUGACACAUCUGGUCUCCCUUGUUGGGGAUGUGGCCUUGCAGCAGCUUCAGCAUCUGGAGCUGUCUGUAAGCAAUGAGCUUCGCAGGCGCCGAGUCCUUGGGGAAGAGCAGGAAGAGAAGGAACAUGCUGCAAAGAAUUCACAGGCCCAGAAUGAAAAGAGUACUGGGAAUGAGACCACCAUGGAAGAAGACCUGGGCUUGGUUGGAGCCUCUGCUGAUGACACAGAAGCAGAGCUCAUCCGCACCAUUUGUGAGACGGAGCUGUUGGAUGAAAGACAGAUGCUUUCAAGCUUUGCUCCUCUGGUACUCAAGAUUUGUAGCAAUCCAGGACUCUACAGCGAUCCAGCACUCUCAGCUGCCGCCGCCUUGGCCCUUGGAAAACUCUGCAUGGUCAGUUCAGAAUUUUGUGACUCUCACUUGCGGCUCUUCUUCACAAUGAUGGAAAAGUCCACCCUGUCCAGUGUGCGUGCCAACCUCAUGAUCGCAGCCGGAGACCUGGCCAUCCGCUUCCCCAACUUGAUAGAGCCCUGGACUCCCCAUCUCUAUGCCAGGCUGCGGGACCCUUGCAAGCACGUCAGGCAAACGGCAGCCUUGGUCAUGACUCACCUGAUUCUGAAGGACAUGGUAAAAGUGAAGGGGCAAGUGAGUGAGAUGGCAACUCUCCUGACUGAUCCUGCGGAGGAAAUUGUUGCGCUGGCCCGGAACUUCUUUGCCGAACUCUCUAGCAAGGAUAAUGCUGUAUACAAUUUGCUCCCAGACAUCAUCAGCCGCCUCUCAGAUCCAGAAUCUGGCAUAGAAGAGCAACCUUUCCGUACCAUCAUGAGGCAGCUCUUCAGUUUUAUCACAAAGGACAAGCAGACAGACAGCUUGGUGGAAAAGCUUUGUCAGAGGUUCCGGACUGCCCAAACAGAGCGGCAGCACCACGAUCUGGCUUAUUGCCUCACCUUGCUGCCUCUCACAGAGCGAGGUCUCAGUAAGAUGCAAGACAACUUUGACUGCUUUGCUGACAAACUCCAGGACACCGCUGUCUACAGCUGCUUCCUGGCAACGUUGGGCCGGCUCCGCCGGGUGGGGACUAAACCUGAGGUGAAGGCCCUGACUGAAGAAUUUGAGCAGAAGCUCUGGAUGUGCCACAGCAAGGGACUGGACUCCCUCACUGAAGCUCCCAGGGAGCCUGGAGGCGAAGGAGACAGCAGUACUCCAGUGCUCCAGCUAGCAAAGAAGAAAGCAGCAGCCAGUUCACGUCGGCGACCUCUGCGUACAGCCAACAGAGAUACCAACUCUGCCUUCAUCACCCCUGAGCCCUGUAAUUCCAGACCCCGCAGAAAGAUUUCAAAACCAAAAAUUGCUGUUGUCUUUUCUAGUGAUGAGGAGAACAGCCCAGAGGAGGAACUUUCUGCUGAGUUGACAGAGGAGGAGACACCUAUCAAAACAACUCCGAUUUCUCGUGCAUCAUCCCGCCGCUGAUAAUCCUGCUGUCCUGAAGACUCUCCUGGUUAAUGGGAAAUAAAGUUCAUUGGGUU
Molecule: messenger RNA, 4315 nt
Organism: Varanus komodoensis (Komodo dragon)
Lineage: Eukaryota; Metazoa; Chordata; Lepidosauria; Squamata; Varanidae
Gene: NCAPD2
Product: non-SMC condensin I complex subunit D2
Exons: 31
Coding region: 60-4259 (1399 amino acids)
Biological process (GO): mitotic chromosome condensation; meiotic chromosome condensation; mitotic cell cycle
Cellular component (GO): condensed chromosome, centromeric region; nucleus
Molecular function (GO): histone binding
Source: RefSeq, a predicted model, not a curated record